Messenger RNA from Aspergillus steynii IBT 23096, 3494 nucleotides. Its product is annotated as RNA-binding ribosome biosynthesis protein MAK21. The transcript is spliced from 4 exons. NCBI's taxonomy places the organism in Eukaryota, Fungi, Ascomycota, Eurotiomycetes, Eurotiales, Aspergillaceae. Bases 31 to 3402 code for a protein of 1123 amino acids. The record is from RefSeq and is a predicted model, not a curated record. Gene Ontology annotation, cellular component: nucleus.
CCCACAUCUUGGCUGCUAUACCUGCCCGUCAUGGCUAAGAACAAGGGUAAACGCUCCUCUGGGGCCAAUGCGAUUGUCCCCGAUGGUGGUGUCCCCGUCAAUGACUCCAACGCUGCUGCCGACGCUCUCCCCCAGAUUCCUGAGGGCGCUUUUGCCGGCCUCCGACAGAAGAUCGAACAGAAGUUGAAGGACGAGAAUGCGGCGAAGCAGAAGAAGAUCAACAACAGCAACAAGGCGAAGCCGGCUCCCAAGGAAAGUCCGAAGCAAAACAACAAGCCGGCUGCCCCGGCGCAACCUGCGAAGCGGGGAUCCGACGCCGAUAAAAACAACCAAGGCAAGAAGCGGGAUCGCAAUGGGGAUGUGAUUGCGAGAGGGAAGAAGGAUGCGGAGAAGCCUAAGCCUUCGAAGUCGAAUGAAACAGACGAGACCGAUACCCUGCGACAGGAGAUUUUGGCCCUUGGGGGAACUGAGGAAGACUAUGAUCUACUUGCUGAGAUCGAAUCCGACUCUGAGGUGGAGGGCGCGAAGGAGGCCCCCAAGAAGUCAAACAACAAGUCAGACGAUGACUUCCUCCGGAAAGAGCUUUCGAGUAUGCUGGCUGCUGCUGGACAGGUUGUCCCUGAUGAUCUACCGGAUGAUGAAGCUGAAGCUGAAGCUGAAGAGGACGAAGGAGAGGAAGAUGAUGAGGCGGAGGAUAACGAGUUGGAUGUGGACGAUGAGGAGGCACAAAGCGACCUCGACGAGGGUUCGGAUGGCAAUGUUUCAUCAGACCAGGAAGUUUCUCCACCUCCGGCCAAGAAAGAGACGAAAAAGCAGAAAGCCGAUCAAGAUCGGGUUCAAACGGUCCCAAGGGAAUAUUCUAAGCUUACAGUUCCCCCACGAUCUGACUGGUACCAAAUCGAACUUCCCCCGAUUCCUGCGAAGCAAGUCAACGCACUGCCCCGACACUUGAUUGACCGCGUGUACCAGCAUGCUCUCACGCUGCUCGAGAAGGAGAGCAAGAUGUACUCCGCGGCCCAGCAGGCUUCUGCGUCAUCUUCCCACAAGUUCUACACGACCAUCAUGACAUCCGGAACCCUAAGCGAUAAGAUCUCUGCUUUGACGCUUGCCGUCCAGGAGUCGCCCGUCCACAACAGCAAGUCGUUGGAAAGUCUGAUCAACCUUGGAAAGAAGCGCAGUCGUGCCCAGGCCGUUGAAGUCCUCCGAUCCCUAAAGGAUAUGUUUGCUCAGGGCACCUUGCUCCCUGGUGACCGCAGACUCCGAUCUUUUGCCAACCAACCAGGCCUUUUGACGGCGUUCCAAGGAGCAGGUGGCCGAUGGUCAGAGGGCGAUGCUCUUCCGGGAGGUCUCGAGGAAAGCCAUCUGAUUGUUUGGGCUUUUGAGAGCUUCCUCAAGGACCAGUAUUUCGAGAUGCUCAAGAUUCUCGAGGUCUGGUGUAACGAUGAGAUCGAAUUCUCCCGCUCCCGCGCCGUCAGUUACGUCUACGAGCUUCUCAAGGAGAAGCCCGAACAGGAAACCAACCUUCUGCGACUGUUGGUCAACAAGCUCGGAGACAAGGCAAAGAAGAUCGCUUCCCGAUCCUCCUACCUGCUUCUUCAACUCGAACAAGCGCAUCCGCUGAUGAAACCGACCAUCAUCAACUCCGUUGAGGAAGUCCUCUUCCGUCCUGGUCAGAGCCAGCACGCCAAGUACUAUGCCAUGAUCACCCUCAACCAGACCGUUCUGAGCACGAGGGAGGAGCAGGUCGCGGUCAAACUGCUUGACAUCUAUUUCACCUUCUUCGUUGUCUUGCUGAAGUCGAUGAAACCCCAGAAGGGCAACAAGAAGAAUGGCAAGUUCGCUAAGAAGGGCGGCAAAGACAAGGAAGACCCGGCCAAGGGUCAGGCUCAGAAUGAAGAAAUGCGAGAAAAGCUCACCUCGGGAGUCUUGACUGGUGUCAAUCGUGCUUAUCCUUUCACCAGCUCGGACACGGAGCGGCUCUCCAAGCAUAUCGACACUCUGUUCCGUAUUACUCACUCUUCCAACUUCAACACCAGCAUUCAAGCCCUCAUGUUGAUUCAGCAAUUGACAUCCACUCACCAAGUUGCCGCCGAUCGGUUCUACCGCACCCUGUAUGAGUCGCUCCUUGAUCCUCGGGUGGCUACGUCCUCCAAACAGUCUCUCUACCUCAACCUGCUGUUCAAGGCAUUGAAGAAUGACAUAAACGCCCGACGUGUCAAGGCGUUUGUCAAGCGUAUCAUCCAAGUCCUUGGUAUGCACCAGCCCGCCUUCAUUUGCGGUGUUUUCUACCUGGUACGAGAGCUGGAGAAGGCAUUCCCGGGUCUGCAGGCCUUGUUCGACCAGCCCGAGGAAAAUGACAGCGACGACGAAGAGGUGUUCAAGGAUGUACCCGAUGAGGAUGACGAGCAGGAAGAGCCGACGGUGGCGGAGGUCACCCCGCAAAAGCCUUCUCAUAACUACGAUCCCCGCAAGCGAGACCCCGAGCACAGCAAUGCGGACCGCACGUGUCUCUGGGAAUUGCUACCCUACCUAUCUCACUUCCAUCCAUCCGUGUCGGUCAAUGCAGAGCAUCUGCUUGAUCACAAGCCGAUGAGCGGCAAGCCGGACAUGACCAUCCACACGUUAACCCACUUCCUUGACCGCUUCGUCUACCGAACCCCCAAGGCAUCUGCGGGUACACGUGGUGCGUCCAUCAUGCAACCCCUUGCCGGCAGCGAGGCGAAGGACCGACUGGUCAGCUCCGGCAAGCACGCCCACCACCUGCCCCUCAACUCGGAGGCCUUCUGGCAGAAGAAAUCCGAGGACAUUGCGGCCGAGGAUGUCUUCUUCCACGAGUACUUCAACCGUCUCGGCAAGGACAAGGAGAAGGCCCGCAAGAAGAAGGGCCAGGAGUCCGCCGGCAAGGACGGCGAGGAGGACGAGCUCAGCGACGCCGAGUCCGAGAUCUGGCAGGCCCUGGUGGAUUCGCGACCGGAAGUCGAAGGCCGCGGCGACAGCGACGACGACCUCGACAUGGACGAUCUCGAGUCGGCGUACGACAAGUCGGACGAGGAGGAAGCCAGCGGCGACGAGGGCGUCAUCUUCAACGACGAGUCCGACGAGGAGAUGGACGAGGGCGAGGACGAGCCCGCGGCCCCCAAGCCCAAGGCCCAGCCCAAGUCCAAGAAGUCCGCGGAGGAGGACGAGGACGACGACUUCGACAUGGACGUCUCGGACGACGAGGCCUUCGUGGACAGCGACGAGGAAGUUCCCUCGGACGUGGAGCUCGGCACCGUGGACGAGCUGCCCAAGGACGAGAAGCAUGCCGAGAAGCAGAAGCGCCGCAAGCUCAAGCACCUGCCGACGUUCGCUUCUGCGGACGACUAUGCGGCUUUGCUGGCCGAGGAAGACGAGGGGAUGUAGGAGGGAUCGUUGUAGAUCCGAUGUGCAUAUUACUAGAUACAACAGAUACCACAAAAGUCCGGGUUACGGUUUCAGGAUUCAUUUUCGUGUAG